Malania oleifera is the source of this 1893-nucleotide messenger RNA. Its product is annotated as uridine 5'-monophosphate synthase. The transcript has 6 exons. Gene Ontology annotation, molecular function: orotidine-5'-phosphate decarboxylase activity; orotate phosphoribosyltransferase activity. The coding region runs from base 96 to 1571 and encodes 491 amino acids. Lineage: Eukaryota; Viridiplantae; Streptophyta; Magnoliopsida; Santalales; Ximeniaceae. Gene Ontology annotation, biological process: 'de novo' UMP biosynthetic process; 'de novo' pyrimidine nucleobase biosynthetic process. The record is from RefSeq and is a predicted model, not a curated record.
GUGGCGACCGUACACACUGCAGACACACUCGCUCAGCCGCUCAGUGCUCUCCUCAAUCUAUAUUCGUUGUGCCACUUGAACUGAACUUUGGGAGGAUGUCGCCGCCGCCGCCGUCGUCGUCAUCGUCGCUGUCAUCAAUGGAGUCCCUGAUUUUGCAACUCCACGACAUCUCCGCUGUGAAGUUCGGCAACUUUAAGCUCAAAUCGGGCAUUUCCUCCCCCAUCUAUAUAGACCUCCGCCUCAUCGUUUCUUACCCUUCUCUACUCUCCCAAAUCUCCCAAACUCUAAUCGCCUCCCUCCCCUCCUCAACCACCUUCGACCUCCUCUGCGGCGUCCCCUACACCGCCCUCCCCAUCGCCACCUGCGCUUCCAUUGCUCAGUCCGUGCCCAUGGUUAUGCGCCGCAAGGAAAUCAAGUCCUACGGCACCGCCAAGGCCAUCGAGGGCCACUUUCUCCCCAACCAGACCUGCCUCAUCAUCGAGGACUUGGUCACCAGCGGCACCUCCGUCCUCGAGACCGCCGGGCCGCUCAGAGACUGCGGGCUGAGGGUCACUGACGCCGUCGUCUUGAUUGACAGGGAGCAGGGCGGCAAGGAGAAUCUCGCUGAGAAUGGGAUCACCUUGCACGCGAUGAUUAAGUUGACGGACAUGCUCGUGAUACUGCGCAAAAACGAGCGGCUUUCGGAGGAUAUGGAGCGGACCGUUAGGGCAUUCUUGGAGGAUAACAAGAGAGUGGCAGCGCCGGCAGUAGCGGCGAACCCGAGAGUUAGGGCUGCGGUUUGUUCGUAUGAAGAGAGAGCGAAAAUGGCGAAGAAUGGGACGGGGAAGAGGUUGUUCCAGAUGAUGGUGAAGAAGGAGAGUAACCUUUGUUUGGCUGCUGAUGUUUCCACUGCCGCCGAACUGCUUGACAUUGCAGAAAAGGUGGGACCAGAGAUCUGCAUGUUGAAAACUCAUGUGGAUAUACUGCCUGAUUUCACCCCAGAUUUUGGUUCUAAACUUCGCUCAAUUGCAGAAAAACACAAUUUCUUAAUCUUUGAAGACCGCAAGUUUGCUGACAUUGGUAACACAGUGACAAUGCAAUAUGAAGGGGGCAUUUUCCGUAUAUUGGAUUGGGCAGAUAUAGUUAAUGCUCACAUAAUCUCUGGUCCUGGAAUCGUGGAUGGGCUGAAAUUGAAGGGAUUGCCCCGUGGGCGAGGCCUGUUACUGCUGGCAGAGAUGAGUUCAUCUGGUAACCUUGCCAAGGGAGACUACACCGCAGCAGCUGUGAAAAUUGCUGAGGAUCACUCAGAUUUUGUGAUUGGCUUCAUCUCAGUGAACCCAGCAUCAUGGGCAGGGGGACCUGUGAACCCUGCACUUAUCCAUGCAACUCCCGGAGUUCAAAUGGUGACUGGUGGUGAUGCUCUGGGCCAGCAAUACAACACCCCCUAUUCCGUAAUCCAUGACAGAGGAAGCGACAUAAUAAUUGUCGGGCGUGGAAUCAUCAAGGCUGCACACCCUGCGGAUGCAGCUCGUGAGUAUCGUCUUCAAGGAUGGGAUGCAUACUUGGCUAAAUGCACUGAGAACUCGAGUUAGUUGCUUUCCCCUCGUCUGAUCUAUUUAAUGCAACGAUAUGAAACCAGAUGAGCCUAAGGUUUUUUUUUCGGUUCACGUUGUAUUAGUCAACAGAUAUUUUGCCUCAAUAAAUGAUUGUUUGAGGUUAUUAUUAUUGUAUUUGAUGUUUUGACGCCCAGCUUUGUGUGUGGGCGUGAGAAAAGUUGUAAGCAAGAGGGGAAAUAUAAUCUCAACAAAGUAACCUACCCAAAUCUGCUUCAACCUGCUCAUCAGUCUCUGUACAAUUUAAGACUACAAGGAGUGAGUUUUAUGAUUUAGGCUGUCGAGUUGUUAGCAUGGCAAA